AUGUUCGACAAAGCGGCCAACUCGAGCGUCUACGACUUUUGGGCUCGAAAGACCAGGGCUCGGAUGACCGAUCCAGAGAAAAGGGAUAUCGUUGCACCACUGGAACAGUUCCAGUGGUUUGGCGCCAAACGAGUCAAUCUUGAGAUGGACUAUUACGAAAUGCUGGAUCGUCCAAAUGUCAAGAUCGUUGACCUCAAGAAAACGCCGAUUACAUCCUGCUAUGAUCAAGGCAUCGUGAUCGAAGGGCGAGAGUCUUUGCAACACCAUCGACUGGACGUUAUAAUUGCAGCCACCGGCUACGACUCCGUCACGGGCGGCUUGUUCGAGAUGAACAUACACGACAAGCAUGACGUGAAGCUUCAGAGGACUUGGGAGGCUGGGAUCGACACCUAUCUCGGUAUGCUGGUGCCGGGGAUGCCCAACGCAUUUCUCCUGUACGGGCCGCAGGCGCCGACAACGCACACCAACGCGCCCUCUUUCAUCGAACUGCAAGUGGAUUGGAUAGCGUCUCUUCUAGGAAAAAUGCGCAAAGACGACGUCCGCUCGGUCGAACCAGCCGAAGAGUCUUGCCGGUCGUGGAAGGAGAAGGUGGCCAACGCCUUCAACGCAGGCCUUUUCCGAGAAAGCACCGCGUGGUGGACUGGUGCAAACAUUGCCGGGAAGAGAGUCGAGCCUCUCGUUUUUUUCGGUGGGGUUCAGGCAUGGCGGGAGGAGUGUCAACGCGCGUUGGAGGACUGGUCCAGCUUCCGUGUCACUAAAACGUAG
Molecule: messenger RNA, 765 nt
Organism: Colletotrichum costaricense
Lineage: Eukaryota; Fungi; Ascomycota; Sordariomycetes; Glomerellales; Glomerellaceae
Product: cyclopentanone 1,2-monooxygenase
Exons: 1
Coding region: 1-765 (254 amino acids)
Source: RefSeq, a predicted model, not a curated record